Messenger RNA from Eufriesea mexicana, 2506 nucleotides. Its product is annotated as sodium-coupled monocarboxylate transporter 1. Gene Ontology annotation, cellular component: membrane. Gene Ontology annotation, biological process: transmembrane transport; sodium ion transport. The transcript is spliced from 15 exons. NCBI's taxonomy places the organism in Eukaryota, Metazoa, Arthropoda, Insecta, Hymenoptera, Apidae. The coding region runs from base 370 to 2223 and encodes 617 amino acids. Gene Ontology annotation, molecular function: symporter activity. The record is from RefSeq and is a predicted model, not a curated record.
GUGGCCGGUCUUCCGUGAUACCCAUUAGAAUCUUCCACACCAUAUAUUACAUCAACUAUCGUGUCAUAUAUUUGAAAUAAUUUAUCAUUCAAUUCAAUGUGAAUAGAAUUAUACCUUUCCUUGAGUGUUACAUCGCGUGUGUAAAGCAUUAUUUACAUUUGGUCGCUUAUUCUUAAAUGAAUUUUAAAUCACAGUUCGCCAAUGUACCGAGCUCGAAAUAGCUUAAGUUCACAGGUAUCCGGUUUUUUCCAAUAAACUAGUUUUAAUGGACUGAAAAAUUACCAAGUACAAAAAUUAAGGAUUUGCUUUGCAAUUGGAAACGCCUUCCAAAGGCGUUACAACGAUCACAAAAUUCCAUUUUGCAACAAAAUGACCGCAGAGAGUAGUAUGCAGGAUAGUCAACCAAAUUGGUCGCAGGAUAUGCCGACGGUGCAGGAAGUCAAUCUAAUGAUGCGAAGUUUCGGCAUAUGGGAUUACAUGGUUUUCGUAUUCAUGCUGGUUGCUUGCGGUUGCGUUGGCAUUUACUUCGGAUUUAUUAAAAAGUCAUCAGGAACAGACGAGUACCUCAUGGGUGGUAGAAACAUGAAGAUACUCCCCGUCAGUUUGAGCCUCGUAGCCAGUUUUGUGUCGGGUAUUUCAUUGCUGGGUAUACCGACGGAAGUUUACGUACACGGUGUUAGUUACCUCUGUAUCUCUAUCGGAGUCAUCUUUGUUGGUUUUGUAACAUCGGUAAUCUAUUUACCGAUUUUUCACAAGCUUAGACUGACAAGCACCUACGAAUAUCUCGAGAAACGUUUCGACAAGAAGAUCAGGACAUUAGGAUCGGUGCUUUUCUUGAUCAGCAUCAUGACAUGGCUUCCUAUUGUUAUUUACGUGCCAGCGUUGGCCUUUAAUCAAGUCACGGGGGUGAACGUACACAUAGUUACUCCGUUUGUCUGUAUCGUGUGCAUUUUUUACACUUGCGUGGGUGGUUUACGAGCAGUGGUAUGGACCGAUUUCAUUCAAACUUUCGUAAUGUUUGGUUCCAUGAUACUAGUCGUUGUUAAGGGAACAUCCGACGUAGGCGGAUUGCCGUUGGUAAUACGGAGAAAUUUGGAGUCUGGCAGACUUGAAUUACCCACGACAGAUUGGAGUCCUCUUACGAGGCAUACGGUCUGGUCUCUCGUUAUUGGUGGCUUCUUUUUUUGGCUGCAAGUAGCCGUUCUGAAUCAAAACAUGAUACAGAGGUAUCUUGCGCUACCCACGUUAAAAUCAGCUAAAAGAGCGCUCUGGAUUUUUAUCGUCGGAGUUUUGAUUUUAAUAGGAAUGUGCGGAUACGCGGGAAUGUUAAUAUAUGCUUGGUACCACGUAUGCGAUCCACUUACGACAAAGUUGGUUGUCGCGAAGGAUCAAUUGCUACCAUUACUCGUGAUGAACAUAUUACACGAAUUUCCGGGUCUUCCGGGUCUUUUCGUUGCUGGAGUAUUUAGUGCAACAUUGAGCUCUUUAUCUACUGGUUUGAAUUCCAUGGCUGCUGUGAUAUUGGAGGACUUCAUUAAACCGUUUAAGAAAACGCCAUUCUCUCCGAAAGCCGUGGAUAUUCUAUUAAAACUCAUGGUAGUUACUCUCGGGGUAACCUGCGUGGGACUUGUAUUUGUCGUUGAAAAGACAGGGUCUCACGUAUUACAGUUAUCUACGAACUUGUCCUCGAUUACUAGCGGGCCGUCUCUUGGAAUUUUCAGCAUGGGUGUUCUGUUGCCCUGGGUAAAUGCCAAGGGUGCUCUGAUAGGUGGUCUCGCUGGUUUGGGUUUUAUGGGAUGGAUUAGCCUUUCGGCAGAAGCAGCGAUCGCUAAUGGAAGAAUAAAAUUUGACGAGAAACCUGUCAGCACGGAAGGAUGCUAUUAUUCGUUCCCUCAAGUAGAGAACCUAAUGCUACUCGAACCUCCGGACACGAUUUUGGAUAAUGACGAUUUUCUCCCGGAACCUCUCGCGUUAUACCGUAUUAGUUAUCUUUGGUAUACCGUGGUUGGUGCAUUAGUGACGAUGACCAUCGGCCUGGUUGUGAGCCUCAUCUCGUCCGAAAAUAUUGAAAAAUUGGAUCCAAUGUUACUGGCCCCGUUUAUAAGAAGAUUGAUAAAACCAUCGAACAAAGAGCCUCAACAGGAGGUUGGAAAUUUGGACAUACACAGUUUGGAAGUACGUAGAAUGGGGGAAGAGAAUACAGCUGAAAGCGUAUUACAUUAGUAUGACCUUGACUUGAUGAUCAUGAUCAAUGUUGGUCGAAUCAGGGGUCAGCAAACUGUACGAGAUGAAGUGUUUGGUUGACAGGCUGAAAUAUCGAAUUAAGAGGGUUGAGUCUAAAAUAAGUUAGAUCAAUGGAGAAAAUAAAGUACAAAAUGACUCGAAUUAGAGUUUGGAUGAGUCGGAACACCGAGGCAAGAGAGAAGGACUUAUCCAUAUAACUCGUAGUGACACGAAAGUGCUAAAAGUUGUUUAAGUAUGAAGCAUGAAUAAAUCUUCAAUACAU